Drosophila serrata is the source of this 1563-nucleotide messenger RNA. It is a transcript of the gene Vajk4, whose product is annotated as chitin-binding protein vajk4. The record is from RefSeq and is a predicted model, not a curated record. NCBI's taxonomy places the organism in Eukaryota, Metazoa, Arthropoda, Insecta, Diptera, Drosophilidae.
UUACCCGUGCAGCACAGCGAACCGUGGAGUAAUUGUUCCCCCGUGAGACGUCGAAUCAGCAGCUCAACAAUGCGAAUGUUCGUACUUCCUUGUCUCGCCGUGUGCGUGGCAUUGGCCCACUUUGGAGGAGCAGUCGAGGAAAAUAAGGCCGAGGGCGAUGGCAAGACUGUGGAGAAGAGGGCUCAUCUGGGCGACUAUCAUCAUAUCAGCCCCAUCAUGAGCCAUCAUGAGCACAUCAAGACGGUGACCAUUGAGAAGAAGGUACCGGUUCCAUACACGGACAAGCAUGUUCCCUAUACCGUCGAAAAGAAGAUCCCUUAUGAGGUGAAAGUGGAUGUGCCCCAGCCAUACAUCGUCGAGAAGAAAGUACCCGUCCAUGUCAAGGAGUACGUCAAGGUGCCCGUCCAUGUCCCCAAGCCUUACGAGGUGAUCAAAAAUCCCUAUGAGGUGAAGGUGCCCGUUGACAAGCCCUACGAAGUUAAGAUCCACGUUCCCCAGCCGUAUGAGGUCAUCAAGAAAAUCCUUAUGAGGUAAGGUGCCAGUCCUCAGCCCUAUGAAGUGAUCAAGAAGGUCCCACAUGAGGUUAAGGUUGAGGUCCCGGUUCCCAAGCCAUACGAGGUGAUUAAGAAGGUCCCAUACGAGGUCAAAUACGAAGUGGAGAAGCCCUAUGAUGUGGAGGUGCCAAAACCAUACGAUGUUGAGGUCGAGAAGCCAUACACCGUGGUCGUGGAGAAGAAGGUGCCGUAUGAGGUGAAAGUGCCAGUCGACAAGCCCUACAAGGUUGAGGUUGAGAAACCUUAUCCCGUCCAUGUUAAGGUGCCCGUGCCACAGCCUUAUACCGUGGAAAAGAAGGUUCCUUAUACCGUCGAGAAGCCCGUGCCCUAUGAGGUGAAGGUGCCCAUUGAGAAGCCAAUUCCCGUCUAUUCGGAGGUGAAGGUGCCCAUCCACAAGGAGAUUCCUGUCCCACACAAGUACCACGUUGAGGUGCCCAUUUUCAAGCAUCACCAUGAGCAUGAGGAUGACCACCACGAGGAGUACCACAGCCAUGGCCAUGGCCACGGACACUACUAAGGAUCUCCCGGGAUUUACCGAAGCCAGAAGCACAGAACGCGAGCACAAGAAAUGAUGAAGCAGCAGGAGGAGGAAUUAGAGAUGACGAAGAACGAACAGGGAGGAAGAAGAGCGCACGACAAGCAGCGAGCGAGUCCAUCUGUAUCUCUCAGAUACAUCCGCGCAGCAACGUUGAGCUGGACGUUGAACGGGUGACACGAGCGGGAGGAGAAGAGAAAGAAGGAAGUUUAGGAGAAGGAAGCAGAGAAGAGGAAGUAGGAAGAGGAGAAGACUACUCUUCUCCAGAGCCAGAGCAGAAGAGGGAGGACCACCAGGGAGUAGCAGUGAGAGGACAAACUAACUCGCUACUCCCGUCGAGAUCUUGCGGAAACCAAAAUCACCCCCAAACAAAAAUCAUAUUGGUUUCCGCAUCAGUUUUAAGCCAAAUGUGUUAGUACUUUUAUCAUUGUGUUAGACUCUACGAUUUCUAUUUAAAUUAUAAGCUAAAGAAAC